CUUUGGGUUUCAUGUCAGGAAAAAAUCAUUCGACUUUUUGUUUUGCCUGAAUCCAGACCAAAUUUAAAUCUUUCGGUUUCCUGGAAAAUAAAAACUAAAACUGUUUAGAAAACCAUAUCCAAAAAUUUCAGCAAAUACAGAAAAACAAAACGAAAUUUCCGCAAUGUCCACAUCACAUAGGUCAUCUAACGCUGGAUCGUUUCAACAAGGUAAGCCCGGUGUUUCCCGAAUACCGCCAAAUGGUUUGGUCGUCUAUGGCAACGGACUGGUCUUUGGCGGCAAUGUGUAUCCCGUUCUGGUCGAUGGUGUUCCCAUGAGUUUACCAGCUGCAGCGCAAGAGGCAGCGGCCAUGCAGCGUUUCGGGAUGCAGCUGUUAGGACAGCCUCAACAGCCUCAAUCUUAUGGCCAAAAGCCAGGAAUACAACAACCACCUGAAGCAUCGUUUGGACAGUCGGCACAAAAUUUGCCCAGGCAGUUGCAACAGCUGCCUAGACAGCAGCAGCAUCAACUUCUACUGCAGCAGCAGCAGCAGCAGUUACAGCUGCAACAGCUGCCACCCCAGCAGCAGCAGCAGCAACAGCAACAAUGGCAAAAUAGCUACGGCAACAUGAGGGCUAUGGAUAGUAGGAAUGGCAGUGACAUUGCAAUGAUGCCGUCACCGCAAAUGUUCAACUAUAAUCACGACUAUGGUUAUGUGCCCACUGGAGCCGAAUCGUCAGGUUGGAAUGGUUAUGCGUCCUGUCAGCCAAUGGAUGCCAGCAAACCAUUUGCAUUUGGCUGGAGUCCCACCGACUGAACUGAACUGAAUUGAAUUGAACUGUACUAAGCCGUAUUGUGGUAAUACAAUCAACAAUUUGAUUAAUUGAUUUGUGAAACCGAAAGUUUAGAGAUGAGGUGAUUGGAUAGUAUUAGUACAUAGUUGCAAGUUGAAUUAAAUUUCAAGUUAAACCAA
This is a messenger RNA of Drosophila willistoni, 952 nucleotides long. RefSeq names its product GATA zinc finger domain-containing protein 10. NCBI's taxonomy places the organism in Eukaryota, Metazoa, Arthropoda, Insecta, Diptera, Drosophilidae. Bases 164 to 796 code for a protein of 210 amino acids. The record is from RefSeq and is a predicted model, not a curated record. The transcript has a single exon.